ACAUUGUUAUAAUAGUAAAAGUCCUGUGGGAAGGUACAGCGGUGACAGAUGCUGUUUAUAACAAGAUAUUGAUGACUGAAUACCACUAGUAUCAUGUGUGGAUCUAUAGAGGGGAAAAAAGGCCACCUGUAGUCUUUAGUCAACACCACCGUCAUAGACUCUCAAAAUCUGAGAGAUUAGAAUAAAGACCAGGCUACACUACACACAACUGUCACAGAGAAGGAUAGGUAUGUGAUCAAACACUCCAGGACGAUAUGCUACACCAAAGACAAGCUAUCACAGUUUGUGGUUUCAAGAAAGGAACUAUACAUAUAGCCUAGAAGUUAGUCUAGAUACAGUCUACAUCAAAGACAAGCUAUCACAGAUUGUGGUCUCAAGAAAGGAACUAUACAUAUAGCCUAGAAGUUAGUCUAGAUACAGUCUACACCAAAGACAAGCUAUCAUAGAUUGUGGUCUCAAGGAAGGAACUAUACAUGCUAUAGUAAUAGAACCUAGAGGCUAGAAAUUAGGCUGGAGUCUACAGCCCUCUAAGAGAGAAGAAAACAACUCUUGGACCAAAUCAAGCUGCCCAUAUGCAGUGUGUUUGAUGACCAUCAGCUGUACAUGUGUCUCAGCCCACUGUAUUGUUAGCUGGCCUCCUCAACCAUGUGUGCUCACAGCAGUGAAAUCCCAGUACAAUAUCUCAAAUGUGUGAUAUUUUAAUUAGUGCAUUUUAUAGGUCAUUGACUACCAUUCAUUGUUCCUGAUAAUUUAGAAAUCCAGGCACAUUGUCAGCACUUGUGCACACACACACACACACAGGAUAUAUCUCUCUAUAACAGGGAUAUUUCUCUCCCUAACAGAAUCUAUUGAAGAGCAGUGUUCUGAUAGAUGAACCUGGCAGUCUAGUGCUGUACAUGCAGAUGAUUAGAUGAUAACAGGAAGUAAGGAUACCAGUAUAGAUGAGGAUGAUCAUGACUACAUUUAGACAGUGUCAUCCUGACAGCAGACAGUGAAAAAUAUUUGAUAGAUCUAAAGACAAUCCAUUAGUUGGUUCCUAGCUCAAACCUGUUACAUCUACAGACAGUAUAUUGGUAAACCUGAUUCGGAUGCUGAAAUCCCAUGUUUGAACAGUGCUAUAAUAUGUAACAGCAUUUAUUCAAGUGUAUGUCAAUUGUCCAACUGUCAGUAUUGCUGGUGUGUGCCACUGGGUGACGACUGCCACACCGACUGCCACAACAGACCUGUCCUGCCACAACGGCUGUGUGUCUUGUGUUGAUUGCUAUGUAGCGAGUGUCCUGUCACAUUGGUUGGCUGGAUUAUGCCUACACAAAAACACCAGGUCUAUUCAGCAUACUAAAACAAUUGGCAGACAGACUGGAUUGUGGUUCAGCUAUCAUUCCUGUUCUUACUCUACCAUAUGUCGACCUCUGAGAUGACGAUUGUGAUGUAGAAUGCACAGUGUGAUUGUCAUUUGUGAUGUAACAUACGUCGUCAUGACCAUGACGUAUGUAAAACACUAUGUUUAUGACUGUCAUGAUUAAAUCUGCUGUGUUCACAUUAAAAGGACAUGUAUGUGCUUCCAACGUGUGAAAGUUUAAGUGUAUUGUUGACACAGAUUUACACAUGCUUUGGAAAAACAGAAUUAUUGUGUUUUUAAACCACUAAAGGCCAGUAAAGGGAAAUCUAUUCUAUAUGAAGAUGAGGCGCCAGGAUACUAACUCUAGUUCAGCAUCAAAGGGUUCAACCACUUCCCAGUCAGGGUCGUACGUGGACGGCGACCAAGAUAUGGACAAGGUAUACCGCCGUUACCGAGAGACGCUGAUGAACUCGUCGCGCCUGGUCGACGAGGGUGGAACUGAUAUGGAUGGCGACUGCUUAGGUAUGGGUGUCAUACGCAAAGAGGUCGACCUGACUAACGACGAGAAGCAGUACCUUUUGGCAGUAGAACGUGGCGACAUCCCCAGCACACGGCAAUACCUCAGUGUUGGAGUACAGACUGGUCUCAACAUCAACUGUGUCGACCCACUUGGGCGUACGGCACUCCUUGUCGCUAUCGAAAAUGAAAAUAUUGAAAUGAUUGAGUUAUUGCUGAGUUACCAUGUUGAUCUUGGAGAUUCACUUCUUCAUGCUAUCAAUGAAGAAAACGUGGAGGCUGUAGAAUUGUUACUCAACCAUGAAUAUGCUCUGAAGGGAGAGGAGGCCCUCCACCAGACCGUUCCUUCCAGUUCCUUCACUCCAGAUAUAACACCUAUCAUACUUGCUGCACACAGAGACAAUUACGAAAUUAUCAAACUGUUGCUGGACCGAGGCUAUCGGAUCCCCAAACCUCAUGAUGUGCGAUGUAUAUGUAAAAAUUGUUUACACGGCAGUAAUGAGGAUAGUCUUCGUCACUCGCGGUCACGCAUCAAUGCAUACCGUGCUUUAGCAAGUCCAUCCCUCAUCGCACUGUCAAGUAAAGAUCCAAUACUUACGUCCUUUGAGUUAAGUCGUGAAUUGAAAAGACUAAGUAAACUUGAAAAUGAAUUCAAACUGGAUUAUGAAAAGUUAGCUAAAAAGUGUAAGGAAUUUGCAGUUGAUUUAUUAGAGCAAACACGAGGCUCAAAGGAACUUGAGAUUAUCUUAAACCAUGACAUUGGUAAUCAUGGAGUUACUCCCCCUGAACAGACAGAACCUCCCGCUGAGGAAAAAGUGAGGCUCUCAAGACUGAAGCUUGCGAUAAAGUUCAACCAGAAAAAGUUUGUGGCUCACCCCAACUGUCAGCAGUUACUAGCCUCUAUCUGGUAUGAGGGUUUGCCUGGAUUCCGUCGUCAUAGCAUCAUCCGCCGUCUGCUUGUUACCUCGCUCAUUGGAAUUAUGUUCCCCUUCCUGUCUGUAUUUUACCUUAUUGCACCAAAGAGCGGCCCGGGGAAACUGCUCCGUAAACCUUUUAUAAAGUUUAUAUGCCACAGUGCUUCGUACCUGACAUUUCUAGUGUUACUUAUACUGGUGUCCCAGCGGGUGGAGAUCCCUUUUCCCUGGUCAUCCAAAGUGGAGUCUGUGCCUGACAUUGACAAGAUCAGCCAGGAGGUACGAGGUGCACCUGCCACUAAUGUUGAGUGGAUGAUCCUCGCCUAUGUUGCAGGUCUAGUGUGGGCAGAGGUGAAGCAGUUAUGGGACGAAGGGGCCCAUGAAUACGUCCAUGAUAUGUGGAACAUUCUAGACUUUGUCACCAAUUCUCUGUAUAUUGCUACAUUGACCCUGCGAGUGAUAGCUUACCUACAGGUCCAACAAGAAAAAUUGGAGGGCAAAGAAUCAGCGAAUCUCCAGCGUAAAGACUGGAAUGCAUACGAUCCCAACCUGAUUGCAGAGGCCUUGUUUGCAGCAGCCAAUAUAUUUAGUUCUUUAAAACUGAUUUACAUGUUUACAGUGAACCCCCACCUGGGGCCCCUUCAGAUCUCCCUUGGUCGGAUGAUCGUGGACAUCAUGAAAUUUGCUAUAGUGUACAUGAUGGUGCUUUUCUCAUUCUCCUGUGGUCUUAACCACCUCUACUGGUACUAUGCAACGCUCCGGGAGAAGGAAUGCAAGCUUAACAACAUAAAGUCGUCAUGUGACAGACGCUACAAAAGCUUUGCAAAUUUGUUUGAGAUCAUCCAGAGUCUGUACUGGUCAAUAUAUGGACUUGUUGAUUUGGAGCAUGCCGAGCUGGAGGAGCCACAUGAGUUCACAGAGUUCAUCGGGAAGCUGAUGUUUGGUAGUUACAGCUGGAUAGCUCUAGUUGUCCUCCUUAAUCUCCUCAUUGCUAUGAUGAGCAACUCAUACCAAAAUAUAUCAAGUCAGGCGGAUGAAGAGUGGAAAUUUGCACGGUCUAAGCUGUGGAUCAGCUAUUUUGAAGACAGUGGAACAUUACCUCCACCAUUUAACAUAAUCCCUUCCCCAAAAACUUUCUACUACCUACUCCUGUGGUUUAAGUCUAAACUAUGUGCCUGUUCCAAACACCAGAAGAGGAGUCGCUGGCAAAGUAUACGUAAAAUUGUUAAGAAGAUAAAUGAGAGAGAAAUUCGAUAUCAGGCUGUGAUGAGAGACCUUAUAAAGCGUUACAUCAUGCAAAAACAGCGUGGUCCUGAGAGAGGAGAAGGCGUCACAGAGGAUGAUGUCAGUGAGAUUAAACAAGACAUUUCUUCAUUUCGUUAUGAGCUUCUAGAAAUUCUACGCAGCAACGGAAUGAAAACUCCCAAUCCCAACCAGCCAAAGCCUACGAAUCGACGAAGACUGAGCUCCCGUAAGCGUACUCAGAUGUUGAACCGAUCGUUUGGGAAAGGGAUGUCUGGAGGGUUUCCCAGUAACGGGUGUCUCGACCUCGGAUCUAAGCCUACCACACCUACAUUUGGAAAUGGAAGUACAAUUCCAGAUACAAUAGUGGAGGAAAGUGUUGGGGACACAACCAGUUCCCUGGGGGAAGGACUCUUGGGGGUAGGGUCAAUCUCCCCCUCACCCAGUACCUCCAACCUCAUUGAUUUUUCCCCAGAAUCAUCGGGACAGAGCGGGUCAGUAUUACAACGCAAGCAGAAAGCUUCGCUACACUUACAGGCCCUCCGUACAGAUGAAGGGCUUGGGGAAUCCAUCGACCUCAACUCAGAACACAGCAACUAUAGCCCCAAGAUGACUGACAAAUUUGAGGCUGACACACAGAGACCAUCCAAACAUGAACGUAAUCCAGGGUCCUACCUUGACCCUGAUUUUGCUAUGUUAUCUAAUUACAGUCCAGGUGAAGGUCACACAGACAGAUCGGGAAAGCGUGUUACGUUUUUAUGAUUGUUGAUACAUGAAAUAGUUGAGCAAAGGGUUAUAUGUGUAUAUGGAUCACUGAGAAGUCUAAAUGUUCAACAGUCAUUCAGAUACCUUUCGUCGUUGUAUCGUACAGACACCUUUGCAGUGAUAGAUACCCGGUUUUAUUAGCCCAGCUGGCAUGAGGUACCAAUGACAUUAUAUGGUAUGGUGCAGUUUCCGUCAUCAGUUUAAUAAACUCGAAUAUAAUAUUUAAAAAUCCUUGGUGUCUAGAUUGAUGAUAGUUAGACAUUUCAAUUCCAGUAUUUAAUUCCGUUCACCAUGGCUAGGUCAAUAAAGGUCAACUUUGAGUAUUAGUUGUUGUCAAUGUAAAACUUUGACUAUAAUUGGUAACAGAUUAAAAAUAUCCCUUUCUUUUUUUUUGUCUGCAAAAGGCCAAAGGUCCUGAUAUUUAGCCAGUAAAUUCAUAAUGAGUAUUCCUGUGAUGAAAAGUGCACUAUAAUUCAUAAAUAGAUGACCUUUACCUACUUUUAAAGUGACAGGAAUGAAAACUUCAGAAAAAACUCUAAUUUUUUUGUCUAAAUCCUAGGAUGUAUAGUGAGGAUAAAUGCAAGCAUGUAAUGUCAUCCAUGCUGGUGAAAUUUUUUUUUUCUAAAAUACAUUGAGAGAUUGUCAUUGACAUUGUCUAAGAUUAGCAUGGGCUAUAUAUUAAUCACAAAGCUCCAAAGUUCCAUACAGCCAAAUUAAGGUCCCAAGAUUUUGCCUGUGGGAACCUAGAAUAGAUAUUUCUAGUAUUGUUUUGUCAUGUUACUUGUUUUUAUCCAGGGGAGCGAUACAGGUCCUUUGGGCCACUUGUCAUACAGAUACCCAAGGCCUGAAUGAAAGCGAGGUUGUUGAAGAUGUAAAAGUUAAAGACGGAUGUUAAUGUUAGAGUGAUUUGUUAAAGUUUGAGGAGGAUGGUAGAGAUUGAGGGAAAUAUGACAGGAUUUUAUAAAAAGAGAAUGUAUAUUAGGGGAUUACUCACCCAUAUGUUUAUAAUGUUAACAUGCUGGAUAAAUAUUAUUCUUAUGUUAUUAUACUUGUACAUAUAUUCAUUUGGUACUUGUUUUCAAUUUGGGUAUGUCUAGUCACAGUUGUAUAUAUAUUAAACAUUUAUCUGUCCUGAUAUGGCAUUUAUAAGUCCCUAUGAAUGACACAGCACAUAUUGUGAGCUAGCAUGGGAUGGUACCUAUGUUUGUUACCAAAGCUUUGUCAUUCAUAUUGACUAUUAAUGCCAUACCAGACAGGUAAGUGAUUGUAUUUAUAUUUUCUACACUUCGAUGAUUAAGUUCUAAUUUAAUUAAAGAAAAUGAAAUCAUACGUUACUGACAAUGUUAACAGCCAUUUUGACAAAUGCAUUGGUUGUCGUCCCCAUAGUAAUGUGUUUAUGCAGUCACAAUGAUCACACAAGUACCCAGUAGUGACAUUUAUAGUCAGAUCAAUACCAUUACUAUCUGUUAGGCCUAAAUGUAUAUAAGGGAAUCUACCAUGCAGUUAUAGUCUUUAAAAUGCAGGGGUGCUUUUGAUGUACAUCUUUUCUGCACCUUUGGAAUAUCUGUCCCGACAAAAUUGGAUGUUCUCAAUGGCGUUCUGGACUGGCAAUUAGUUCCCCUGCACCCCUGGUAAAAAAUAUAGAUAGGAAUAGAGAGUGAUUUAUAAUGUAGGGAGCUUAUUACUUGUUUCCUUAUUGUCAUACCAACACAUUCACCAAUAAGGAUGCUGAAAAGAUAAAGAUAUAUAGAGAACAACUGAUGUAUUUUGGAGAUGUACAAAUAUAGAUAUAUACAUUUAUGUACCAGUACUUGUUUGGUUUAUGUUUGAUGACACCUAGAUAUGGCUUUUUGUCUUACUGCAAAAGAAAAUCUAAAACAAUUGAUUAGCCAAUCAUCCACCUGUGAUGUUUAGCUCACCUGUCCAAAGGGCAAGUAAGCUUAGGCAGUGGUACAGCAUCCAUCGUCUGUCCAUCCAGAGUCAACUUUUCUCUUUAAAUAACUUCUUCUCAAUACUCGAGAGGCCCAGAGGCCUAAUAUUGGCCUGUAGUAUGCUUGGGUGAAGGGCUAACAAGUUUGUUUUAAUGAAUGGCCUUGACCUACAGUCAAGGUCACAGGGGUCAAAUCUGCUAAAACAUUUAAAUGACUUCUUCUCAAGAACCAAGAGGCCCACAGGAACGAUAUUGGGCUUGUAGCAUGCUGGGAUGAAGGCCUUUCAACUUUGUUCAAGGUCACAGGGGUCAAAUUUGCUAAUAUCUUUAAAUGACUUCUUGUUAAUAAGAAAGAGGCUCACAGAUAUGAUAUAUUGUCUGUAGCAUGCUGGAAUAAAGGUCUACCAAGUUUUUUUAAAUAAAUUAUCUUGGCAGACUAUCGAGGUCACAGGGGUCAAAUAUGUCAAAAUCUUAACAAAUCUUAACAAUAAUCAAGAAACCCAGAGACCUGAUAAUGAGCAAGCAAUAUGCUGAAAUGAAGGGCUACCAUGAAUAAACCUAGCCUACUGGUAUAUUUGAAUCAAGUGGUUAUCAUAUUAGCAACUGCAUAAAUGACUUGGAUCAAUUUCAAUGUUCUUUAGAAACAGGUGAGGGAUACAGGCCCAUACAGAAUCUAUAUUCUGAUUAUUCACAGGUAAUGUAAAGUCAUGUAAAAGUAAUAUAAAAAUGAAUGUAAUAUCUCCAGCAGAAAUCACAGAAUGUGUAUGGUUCGCCUGCCACAGAGCAGAUGACGUUUCUACAUUUUUUUAGGUCACAUGAGAUGAAUUAAGUCUCAAGUGACCUGUUCUAAUCGCCUUUUGUGCGUCGUCGUUCGUCAGUAAACAAUCUAUAUUUUCGACAUCUUCUCCAAAACCGCAAAACCAAAUAGGAAUCUUCUAUAGCUAAAGGUCAACCAAAGUUGUGAAUUAUAUGGUCCCCAGGGACCUGAGGGGCGGGUCCAAAAGGAUCAAAUUGACUAAAACGUCAAAAUUCAAUUCUUCUUUACUCUCAGAUAUGGUGCAUCAAACACUCUUCAUAGAUGCACGGGUCUUAAGGUGCUUUACCAAAAUUGUUAAUUUCAUGACC
Messenger RNA from Pecten maximus, 7831 nucleotides. Its product is annotated as transient receptor potential-gamma protein-like. NCBI's taxonomy places the organism in Eukaryota, Metazoa, Mollusca, Bivalvia, Pectinida, Pectinidae. The record is from RefSeq and is a predicted model, not a curated record. Gene Ontology annotation, biological process: calcium ion transmembrane transport; regulation of cytosolic calcium ion concentration; manganese ion transport. Gene Ontology annotation, molecular function: store-operated calcium channel activity; protein binding; inositol 1,4,5 trisphosphate binding. Gene Ontology annotation, cellular component: cation channel complex; membrane.